Ambispora gerdemannii is the source of this 1410-nucleotide messenger RNA. The record is from the annotation of a GenBank genome assembly. Lineage: Eukaryota; Fungi; Glomeromycota; Glomeromycetes; Archaeosporales; Ambisporaceae.
AUGACAGGAUUUGAGGUAGGUUCGCUAAUAGAUUGCUCGCUCUUUCAAGAAGGAGAAAAAGUUAAAAUUACUGGUGUUUCCAAAGGCAAAGGCACCGCCGGUGUAAUUAAAAAGUAUCAUUUCUCACGGGGCAGAAUGACACAUGGGGGUGGUUAUCCGCACCGAUUAAUUGGUUCCAUGGGGGGUGGUCGAGGCUCUAAUCAAGGCAUCCCGAAAGGCAAAAAAAUGCCAGGUCGUAUGGGUGGGAAAAAAACUACUCAACCAGCAAUAGUGGAAAAAAUAGACCAAGCAAGCCAAAUUAUUUUUCUCCGCGGUGCGGUUCCUGAAAAGACCAAAAAAAAUUUGUUACAAACUGGUUAUAGUCAAUUAACCGAUAUUCAAUUACAAGUCAUUCCCUCAGCAUUGGCGGGGAAAGACAUGGUGGCUCAGUCCCGCACUGGGACCGGAAAAACCGCUGCCUUUCUAAUUCCGGUGUGCGAGAAAAUAGAAGCCACUGCUCAGCUCCAAGUGCUUAUUUUAGUGCCAACCCGGGAACUGUCUCUGCAAGUGAGUGAAGAAGCUAAAAAAUUGUCUGCCCAUAAAAAUUUACGGGUUUUAGCCGUUUACGGGGGCGACCCCAUUCGCAAACAAUUAAGUUUUUUACGUCGGGGAGCCGAUAUUAUAGUCGGAACGCCCGGUCGCAUUAUUGACCAUAUUUUUACCCAGAAAAGCCUGCGUUUAGACCAUUUAAAAUUCGUAGUUUUAGACGAAGUUGACGAAAUGAUUAGCAAAGGGUUUUUAAAAGAUAUUGAAAAAAUAAUUAAAAAAACUCCCGAACAACGGCAAACUUUGCUUUUCUCGGCAACUAUUCCGCCGCAAGUGGGUAAUUUUGCCCAGCGCUUUUGCCAUAAUCCUGACUACAUUACCAGCGAACAGCAGGAAAAAGGGGCAAUAAACAAUAUUCAGCAUUAUUAUAUUGAAACCACUUCGACCCAGAAAAGCCAUAUUUUAACUAAUUUUCUCCAACUUAAUAAACCAAAGUCGACCAUUGUUUUUGCUAAUACUAAGCGAAAAGUAGAACAAAUAAAAGAAAAUUUAUCCCAAAAAAAUUUGCUCGCUGACUAUAUUCACAGUGGCUUAUCGCAAGCCCGCCGACUGAGAGUUUUUGACCGGUUUAAAAAAAAGCAAAUGCCUUUACUAGUGGCAACGGAUGUAGCCGCCCGCGGUUUAGAUGUUAAGGAUAUUAAUUAUGUGGUUAAUUAUGAUUUUCCCCAAACCCAAGAUUUUUAUAUUCACCGGGUUGGUCGCACUGGCCGAGCCGGAGCCAGUGGCAAGGCCAUAACCUUUGUUAAUUCUCCCAAAGAAAAAGGUCAAUUAUUGUCCCUAGGGCGCCAACGAGAAUUCAAAGUGGAAAAAUUUAUUAAUCCCUAG